AUGGAAACCUCCAGCCACAGUGAAGUCGGUGGUGUUGCGCUGAAAGCGUGUGACCGUUGCAGGUUGAACAAGAAGAAAUGCGACAGGUUGUUUCCUGGCUGCACGACUUGCAAGAAAAAACUCCUCAAGUGCAGCUAUGACGAGAACAGAACUCAACUCGAAAUCCGCGCGCUUCGGUCACAACUAGAACAUCUCUCAAAUCGCAACCGCGUUUCUUCCCAUCAGGUCUCACCUGACCAUUUCUCACUUGAACCCAUUUUGGCUUAUCCAAUUCCGUCUCGAUGGUACAUGCCUUUCUUGGUAAACCAUUACCAUGAGAUGCAGUUCCCGAGCUUUACUCGAAAAGGGAACCUUGAUAACGAUGAAGUGUCCAGGAAGGAAUGGAUUCAGGUAACACUAUCUGAUCCAUGCAUUUUCCACAGUAUUUUGUUUGCCGCAUCAUCCCAUCUUGAUGUACUCCGUGGCGAGGUUGACAACCCUGUUACCGAAUAUCACCGGAGACAUGCAGUAAAACUUCUUCUAGAUCACAUUUCAUCCUCAGAGCGGGUAUCUAUCACCGCCAUAGCUACGGCCACCUAUCUCUGGCACUACGAGGUACGGAUCAUCGUCAAACUUUGGAGCGAGGCUGACUUAGUAAAGGCCAUGAAUUCCAACAUAAUGGAAGGAAAGAUCCAUAAGCAUGGCCUUCAACAGAUGGUCAAAGGGAAUGGCGGACUAGGUGCAAUACGUCUAUGCGGGGAUCGGCUGUCUAAUUUAAUCAUGCUGAUCGACAUUGGGGAUUCUAUUCUCAAUGCUUCCAACCCGGUAUUCUACGUCGACGAACAAUCCCAGCAUCCCAAUGCGCCUAUAUCUCUCGUUUCUACCCUUAUAUGCCAAUCUGAGAGAGCAUUACGUGAAAGCGGUAUUACUGAGCCAUUGAUAUCCUUACUUAGGAGAGUCCACAAUGUGACUUUGGAUUUCGAGUAUGAGCCUUUAGCAAAACCUAUAGAAGAACAUGUUACGAAUAACGAGCCUAAGGCGGAGGGCAAUUUCUCGGCGGCUAUCAUGGUUGCGGCAAUGAUUCAUCUUUACUCGUUUCAACGUCGGACUAGGUUCUCCGUUGACGAUAAUCAAGACGGCGUAGAGAAGCUCCGUCUCUACCUUGCCUCGCUUCCCCAAGGCAGCAACUGCGAUAUUGAGAACGAGCUUUACGUAUUUUUAUGCUUUACCGGGGCUGCAGCGGCGAGAAAGAACAGAGCAUGGUUUUUAGCCAAGGCCGGGCCUGUGGUGAUGUCUCUCAAUCAGAGCCAGCUCCAACAUUUCAAGAUGGCAACCACGCGCUUCUGCAGAAUUCUACAAAAGCUAGAGGGCGCUCAAGGCAACGAUGGUGAAUAUGGUUUACUAUAG
This is a messenger RNA of Clonostachys rhizophaga, 1386 nucleotides long. Lineage: Eukaryota; Fungi; Ascomycota; Sordariomycetes; Hypocreales; Bionectriaceae. The record is from the annotation of a GenBank genome assembly.